CUCUACCUCCUGUACCACUGUCUGUUGACCCUCUGAACUUUGACCUUUGACUCCUAGAACAUGAGUGACGCCAUGGCGGUUCUCCACAAGCUGCAGACGGGGCUGGACGUGAACGUGAAGUUCACCGGCGUGCGUGUGUUUGAGUACACGCCCGAGUGUAUCGUCUUCGACCUGCUGGAUAUCCCGCUGUACCACGGCUGGCUCGUCGACCCGCAGAUGGAGGAGACAGUGAGGGCGGUGGGAAACUGCAGCUAUAACCAGCUGGUGGAGAAGAUCAUCUCCUGCAAACAGGCAGAGAACAGCCAACGGGCUGGAGAAGGCUUCGUGGCGGAGCAGUUCCUGCACAGCACGGCGACCCAGCUGACGUACCAUGGCCUCUGUGAGCUGACCUCCAGCGUGGAGGAAGGGGAGCUGUGUGUGUUCUUCAGGAACAACCACUUCAGCACCAUGACCAAGUUUAAGGGGCAGCUGUAUUUGCUGGUGACUGACCAGGGUUUCCUAACGGAGGAGAAGGUUGUCUGGGAGAGUCUCCAUAAUGUGGAUGGAGACGGAAACUUCUGUGACUCCGAGUUUCGCUUGCGACCGCCGUCAGACCCCGAGACCGUCUACCAUGGGCAGCAGGACCAGAUCGACCAGGACUACCUGAUGGCUCUGUCUCUGCAGCAGGAGCAGCAGGGUGACGAGCUGGUCUGGGGUCAGUGUCCCGAGGGCGUCAGUGAUCUGGAGCUGGCCAAGAAGCUGCAGGAGGAGGAGGAUCGCCGCGCAUCGCAGUACUACCAGGAGCAGGAGCAGGAGCAGGCACAGCAGCAGCAGCAGCAGGCAGUAGGGGGUGAUGUUCUGGACCGCGGGGCAGAAGAAGCAGAAGCAGCAGGAGGAGAAGGAGGAGGAGGAAGAGGAGGAGGAGGAGGAGGAGGAGGAGGAGGAGGAGGGGCCGCUGGGGCCGCUGGAGAUGGAGGAGCAGCAGGGGCCUCCGGCACACGCAGAAGCCCAGGAAAGCAGCCCUCGGCUGGGGACCGCAAGGCCCGCAAGGAGCCCAAGGACAAGGACAAAUGUGUGCUGCUGUAACGAACGCAGGCCUGUCUGCUGGCUAGUGUGUGUGUGUGUGUGUGUGUGUGUGUGUGUGUGUGUGUGUGUGUGUGUGUGUGUGUGUGUGUGUGUGGAUAUAUACAUGUGUAUGAAAAGAGAGACAUGAUUGGACAUAGGGGUGUGUGUAUGGCCCCCGCCCUCUUCACACACACACGCACACACACACACACACACACACACGCACACACACACACACUCUCAGAGGCAGAGUUGAUUCAUCCCUUCCCAAGCCACCGGUGCCUCGCGGCCUUCCUCCCCCGAACAGGAAGUGUCGCCAUGACAACUACCACUGCAUCUUUCCUACAGGAGGCCAAACGUACCUCUGCUGUCUUUCUCACUGGGGGGGGGGGGCAAGUUUGGCAAGAUGGGGGGAAUUUUUUAGAAAAACGAAACAGAAAACAGACAAGACUGGAACCACAGAAAAAACACAGAUCCAUCGCCCCUCUGUUCACACAC
Molecule: messenger RNA, 1542 nt
Organism: Clupea harengus (Atlantic herring)
Lineage: Eukaryota; Metazoa; Chordata; Actinopteri; Clupeiformes; Clupeidae
Gene: mindy2
Product: MINDY lysine 48 deubiquitinase 2
Exons: 6
Coding region: 61-1065 (334 amino acids)
Biological process (GO): protein K48-linked deubiquitination
Cellular component (GO): cell periphery; cytosol
Molecular function (GO): cysteine-type carboxypeptidase activity; K48-linked deubiquitinase activity; cysteine-type deubiquitinase activity
Source: RefSeq, a predicted model, not a curated record